Fusarium musae is the source of this 1749-nucleotide messenger RNA. RefSeq lists its product as uncharacterized. Gene Ontology annotation, molecular function: sequence-specific DNA binding; zinc ion binding; DNA-binding transcription factor activity, RNA polymerase II-specific. The coding region runs from base 1 to 1749 and encodes 582 amino acids. The transcript has 2 exons. NCBI's taxonomy places the organism in Eukaryota, Fungi, Ascomycota, Sordariomycetes, Hypocreales, Nectriaceae. Gene Ontology annotation, biological process: positive regulation of transcription by RNA polymerase II; DNA-templated transcription. The record is from RefSeq and is a predicted model, not a curated record.
AUGGCCGACACUCCCCCAAAUCGCAAACGAAGCAGUGUCCGACGUGCCAACGUGACGGCCUGCCAGCGAUGCAAGUCCCGAAAACAGCGCUGUGACCAGAACAUCCCAGCAUGCUCAUCUUGUGACCGUGCUGGAGUGCCGUGUGUAAGUGUUGAUGUAGACGGACAAUCUGUGCCUCGAAGUUAUAUCAAGAAUCUCGAGGAUCGGGUCGCUGAGCUUGAGAUUGCUCUUCGAAAUCAAGGGAUAGACACCGAGUCCGGAGUUAGCCGAGCUUCCCAGGAUGCUCUUGAAUCAACACCAGAGACGCACAGCUCUGAUAAUCUGAAUUUACUGCGCUUGCUAGUACCCAGGCCAAAUGAUGUACAGCACCCCCAAGACUCAGCCUACCAUACUCUCCUUGAUACCAUCACUGUACCAGACACGAUCAAAUUUCCUCCCAGACCUACCACUAUCCAACUCACCGCCACAUACUUUGAACACUCUAGCUUUUUCUCCCCGGUCUUGAACCAGAAAUCAUUUCAAGAUACCAUUGCUCUCUUGUAUCAAAACCAGACGUCUUCCGACCAGGGCACCUCAGUACAGAGAUUCCAGCUCUGUAUGGUCCUAGCCAUCGCCAUCAGGCUUCUCAACAGGACAGAUUCUUCCGUUCCCACGACUGCAUCCGACUCGUUCUUCGCCUCGGCUAUUGGAAUACUCACCGAACGGCCGCAAGCUACUUGGAGUGGCGACCUGGAGCAUCUCCAGAACCUUCUCCUCAUUGUACAAUAUACCAUUUUCGCCUCGAAUCUCUCUGCGGCUUGGCACUUCAUUGGUCUAGCAACACGAUUGGCUAUUGAUCUCGACCUUCUCAACGAAACCCGUCUGUCCGUUGUAGACGAGGCGCAGGAGAAUGAAGCAGAGGUGAAUAAGAGACGCCGGGUUUUCUGGUCCACAUACAUUCUCGAAACAAACCUCUGCGUCAUCCUUAAUCGUCCACGAUCAAUACCCGACGAAGCUAUCUUUACCCCUCUCCCAUCCACAGGCGGACCCGAGUCGUCAAGUCCACUGGCAAAUCACUGCAUUCUGUUCCGCCAACUGGAGUACGAAAUCUUCCACACGCUUAACUACAAAACACCCGCGAACGGCAGCUUCUUCGAUUACAAGACCUGGAAGAUGGGCAUGAAGGAUCGUCUUGUGGAAUGGCAUGCAAAUGUACCUGCCCUGGACCCAACAUCCAAGCUCGCACCCCAGAACUUCUUCGACGGCGCUUUAUACAUGACUCUUGUCUCUCUGUUAUCGCCAUCUCGUCACUUUCCUCACCUUUCGGAAGACGAGCUGAGAGAUCUCGCGCAGUAUGCUUCCACGAGCAUCGAACUUUACAGAGAGGGUUUCAAAGAAGGAAAGUUGAGGUUCUACUGGCGAACGACGCCCAAUCUAUUUCAAUCUGGUGCAGCUUUAAUCCACUGCAUUAAGCGUCUUACGCUGCAAGGUGCAGCUUUUGAUGUGAAAGCGCUGAAGAGUCGAGUAUCUGUCUGUUCAACGGUCCUGUGGGGAAUGGCAGAGCGGUAUCCCCCUGGAGCUUCAUACCGUGACCGUUUCGAUGAGAUGUUGGCUACUAUUGACGAAAUGGCCUCGGAGCUACCGGUAGAUAUGUCAGUUGACUUCCUGUUUGGACAUAACGUAUUGCCUUCGUUGGACUUGGAUGGGGCAGCGACACUAUGGACGCCAAUGCCGCCUACUUUGGAUCCGUGGAUAUUGGAUCAAACAUGA